AUGAGAAGACAUCUUACCUUCCUCCAAAGAGCCCGCUUCAGCACCUUCCACUUCAACCAGACCAAAUCCAACCUCAACCCCAACCCGACCACCCUCCAAGUACCCAAAAUGGCGCCCCUAAAUGCUGCCUCUGAGGCCGCCAUCGCCAGACUCCGAAACUACGUCCCCCCGCCAACGCAGUAUGACAUGCUCCCGCUGAGCAGGCGGGCAGCGGUGCUGAUACUGCUCUUCGCCGAUGCCAAGGGGGAUCUAAAAGUUGUUGUUACGAUGCGGGCUAAGACAUUAAGUUCAUAUGCAGGUGAUGCUGCUUUGCCUGGUGGCCGAGCAGACUUCCCGACCGAAACCGCCUUCCAAACGGCGCGGCGCGAGGCGAGCGAGGAGAUCGGGCUAGCCGACAUCAACCAGAAGCUCCCACCGCCGUUCAGAGUGGAGCAUCUCUGCGAGAUGCCGACCAAUCUUGCCAAAACGGAGUUGGUGGUGCGUCCCUGCGUCGCGCUCCUUCACGGCUACGACCCGCAGACGGGGCUGAGUGCCGAUCCGGAGGAGUCGCUUAUUCCUAUUUUGGACGCCAGGGAGGUGGCGGCUGUUUUUACGGCGCCGUUGGAAGGGUUUUUGAAGAGUCGGCUUGAUGGGCGGGAGGAUUGGUAUCGGGUGCACCAGUUCUUUGUUCACCAGAACGAUCAAAUCUAUCGCAUAUUCGGGAUGACUGCACGCAUCAUCGUUGACGCAGCACGAGUUGCAUACGCACGAGAACCGGAGUUUGAGCAUAACAGCCAUUUUGGAGAUGAGGAGAUGAUCGCCAAGUUACGGCGAAUGGGGCGAUUGAGUGCAGUGCGCAAAGCCUCGGAUGAAUUGACUCGCGAGACGAUGCAGAAGGCAGCCAAGCUUAGUUAA
This is a messenger RNA of Penicillium bovifimosum, 894 nucleotides long. RefSeq names its product NUDIX hydrolase. The coding region runs from base 1 to 894 and encodes 297 amino acids. The record is from RefSeq and is a predicted model, not a curated record. Gene Ontology annotation, molecular function: coenzyme A diphosphatase activity; acetyl-CoA hydrolase activity. NCBI's taxonomy places the organism in Eukaryota, Fungi, Ascomycota, Eurotiomycetes, Eurotiales, Aspergillaceae. The transcript has 5 exons. Gene Ontology annotation, biological process: coenzyme A catabolic process.